Papilio xuthus (Asian swallowtail) is the source of this 2544-nucleotide messenger RNA. RefSeq lists its product as uncharacterized. The transcript is spliced from 5 exons. NCBI's taxonomy places the organism in Eukaryota, Metazoa, Arthropoda, Insecta, Lepidoptera, Papilionidae. The record is from RefSeq and is a predicted model, not a curated record. Gene Ontology annotation, biological process: monocarboxylic acid transport. The coding region runs from base 336 to 2084 and encodes 582 amino acids. Gene Ontology annotation, molecular function: monocarboxylic acid transmembrane transporter activity.
UUGUUUCGACCGCUUUGACAUUUUCACAUGGUCGUACAAUAUUCGUCGAUCGUUCAGGAGUUGAAAAUGUUAAAAAAGAAGUUUUUUUUAUUUAUGUAAUAAAACAAAAAAAAGUACGAAUAUAAUUAACUAUUCCAUCUUGAAGGAUUUGUAAAACUGUCGGCUUUCAACGCUAACUUUCACUAAUCACUAUAUUGGCGCUAAUUUUAAAAAAUCUAGAGCGUAGAUUACUCGACACGAUAGUGAUAAGAUAAAACAUUCUCUGGUAUAGAUAACUCAUUGAACACCUCAUUUUCGACAUGAAUUUACAUUUGUUUCUGUUUAUCGUGUAAAACAUGGAAACACAAGCCAACGCAAACGUUAACAGAACGGAAAGGGGCGAUCGGGUUGAAGAUCUGCAUUUAGACAGAAUUGUCGCGUCUCAACCUGAGAUUGGGCCGACACCCCCCGACGGUGGAUAUGGCUGGCUCAUUGUCUUUUCCGCAGCAGUGUAUCAUGUAACUGUACCUACUCUUUUAAGUUUAUACGGAUUCAUCAUUUUGAAAGCAAUCAGGGAAGAAGACCACGAGGAAGGGGAAUUAAUGAAAAUCUGGGACGUGGACAUAGCCUUGGUGCCUGUGAUUAUGGUCAUAAUAAGACUUCUGUUAGAAUCUUGGUGUAGGGCUAUGGUUAAGAUUUUUAAUAUGCCGAGGGUGAUCGCUCUUUCUGGACUUUGUUUGACCGUGGCCGGCGUGUUACUGUCUAGUUACUCAACAAACGCGGAAAGUAAUGACCAUAUUGUAAAUAUUUUUUCAGGUAUUUUUGCAGGUAUGGGUUGCGCUCUGACCGGCCAGCAGACAGAUAUAAUUAUAACGCACUACUUCAGAGAGAAGUUGAGGACUGCGCAGCGCAUCGUGCUAGUGGCGCCCUUCCUCGGCAGCUGCCUGGUGCCGCUACUGGCGGGACACCUCUGCUCCCUCUACACGGCCGACGUCGUCGUUAUGAUAUAUGGAGCGGUCAUCAUGCAGAACUGUCUCUUCCUGGCCGCCUACUCUCGCCCCAUAUACAUCGAGAAGGUGAUCAGGACCACCUACAACAUGCUACGCGACGCCGCCGAGGACGAGGACGAGGUUAUCUUCUCCAACCAGCGACGGAACGAAACCCGUGCGGCGGCCGCCAGCGGCGUCGCCCCCACCGCGUCCCUGGGCAACACCAACCUCGCACAGGACGACGAUGGCACCGACGUAGUAGUUUUUAAUUCGAGGGAAAACGCAAGAGAAAUUCUAGACCCAUCCGUCGAGCUCCGGGAGAACGGACCUUCGAAGGAACAAAGGUUCUCCUCGGAUUUCAGCGCAAUGUUCGCCGAGGCGGCGGGUUCCGACCGUUUCUCCUCAGAUUUCGGCUCGUUGGACGUGGCUAGCUAUAGCCGCAUCAGUGGCUAUCGGGAGCUGAGGAGCAUGGAGAGCGAGACGCAGCAGCCUCAGCCGCUGUACCGCGAGACCACGGUGGACGCGCCGCAGGCCGGUCUAGUGUUCGCGGCGGAGGUAACGCCGGGCACCGCCAGGAGGACGGCCUCUCUCAAGAAGAAUUUCAUAGCGAUAAAGAAGAUGCUGGUGGACAUAAACUUCUACCUGCACGCGUUGCUGCACCUCUGCACCACAUUCUCCGUCCUGGUGCUGGGCGUGGUGCUGCCGCCGUUCGUGUGGGAGCUGAAUCCUUCCAUGAACAUCUGGUCGGUGUCUCAGGUGGUCGGUCUGGGGCACGGUGCGGCGCUGUGCCUGGCCGCGCCCUGCCUGCUGCUGCCCGCCGCGCUGCGACACCGGGCGCGACUGUGCGCCGCGCUCUGCGCGUGCGGCGCCCUCGGCUUCUACGGUAUGUCGGCGGGCGGCGGCGGCGGGUGGAUGGUGGCGUGGUGCGCGCUGGGGGCGCUGGGUCCGGGCGCGGCGACGGCGACGGCGGCGGAGGUGGUGUCGGGGGGGGCGCUGGGCGCGUGGGCGCUGCUGCACAACUACGAGUACCGCACGUGCCUGCUGUCGGCGGCGGUGUUGCAGACCGCCAGCGCCGCCGCCUUCCUCCUCGCCUCCUUCCUCGCACGCGCGCACUAGCUGCGUGUUCACCUCGAGCACGUCAUUGUGCACGUUUGUGUUGUGUACCGAUUGUUAACUUAAAAAUAAUAUGAGCAACGGCGGCAGAGUGUUACAGGAUGAGCGUUUCCGCUACCAGGAUAUUUUGAGGAAAGGAGCCGAGCUGACAAGUCGCGAGACGUACGUUAUAGUUGACAACAAUUGAAGGCUUCUCUUUUUUUCAGAAAUAAAGCAGAUAUUUAAAAUGUAGUUUGUAUGAAAGAAUAUGUACACGUGAGGAAAUAUCAUCGUCAACAUUAGUUGUGUUACAAAUGAGACGUAUAAAUAAAACAAACGCAGGUUUUAUGAUAUUUUCUAUUUUCUAUAAUAUAAUAAGAGAUCAUUACAUUUACAAUUAGAAUACAAUGAAUAUUUAUAUAACAGUGUAGUUGUGUUGUGCACUCGGCGCACUCGGCGCACUCGGCGCACUCGGCGCACUCGG